Messenger RNA from Sorghum bicolor (sorghum), 1867 nucleotides. Its product is annotated as F-box/FBD/LRR-repeat protein At3g26920. Gene Ontology annotation, molecular function: protein binding. NCBI's taxonomy places the organism in Eukaryota, Viridiplantae, Streptophyta, Magnoliopsida, Poales, Poaceae. The record is from RefSeq and is a predicted model, not a curated record. The transcript is spliced from 5 exons. Bases 190 to 1728 code for a protein of 512 amino acids.
UGAGAGACCCACUUCUUCUUCUUCGAAGAACUUGUCCAAAAAAAAAAAGCCGGUUCGAAGUGGAACCGUAUCCGCCACACUGCAUCUAGGGUUUGGCUGAGUUUCGCCGUCCUGUUCCGGCCCGCCGCCGCCGGUUGAAGUGAUUGCUUGGCCUGAUCCCGGGAGGAAGGUAUCGUCUCUUUGUCGUCCAUGGGGAUGUUGGUGCUGAACCGGCUCAUGUCCUUGCAGCGUGACCGGCAGCGGCGCCGGCAAAUCCGAGCCCGGUGUGGGUUUACUACCACAACGGGUAAAAGGAAGGGAUCACCUUGUCAACAAGAUGACGAUGGUGAUUCUAAUAAACCUCUCAAAAUAACUAGAAGUUCAAUCGAAGACCUUUCUGAGGAUAUAUUGUGUCACAUACAUUCCCUGUUGCCAAUGCGUGAAGCUGCUAGUGCUGCUUGUGUAGCUCCUGCCUUUUUACGUUCCUGGAGAUGUUAUCCAAAUCUCAUCUUCAAUAUGGAUACGAUUGGCUUGAAGAAAAAUGGGCGUGGAGAGAAUUUUCACCACAAAAUUGACCGCAUUCUUAGGAACCACUCAGGCAUUAGCUUGAAAACGUUCAAUCUUGACUACACUGGCAUGACGGGAUUCAAUGGCACUAGUUAUUUUGAUAGUUGGCUUCAGAUUGCUCUUAAGCCAGGGAUUGAAGAACUCACCCUCUUGUUGUUUAGAUCACAAAAACAAUACAAUUUUCCAUGCUCACUAUUAUCCGAUGGGGUUCGAAACUCACUUCAGUGCCUUAAACUUCGUUUUGCUGCCCUUCAUCCCACAGUUGAACUUGGCCCCUUGGGAAGCCUAACAAGGCUGCAUCUGUCGUAUGUGAACAUUACAUGGGAUGAGUUAAAGUGCCUUCUUUGCAACUCUCUUGCUUUGGAACAACUAGAGCUGGAACGCUGUGAGGAGAUUAUUUGCCUAAAGAUACCUUGUGCCCUGCAGCGGCUCAGCUGCCUUAGUGUUGUUGAAUGCAAGAGACUGAAAGUGAUAGAAAGCAAAGCUCCAAAUCUCUCUAGUAUUUCCCUUCGAGGACACAGGUUGAACUUUUCACUUGUGAAAACAUUGCAAGUUAAGAAACUAGUGUACUUUUGUUCAAACUUUGUCCAUGGUGCUCGUGCCAAGCUGCCAACCUUUAUGCCAAAUCUUGAAAGUCUUGUCAUAAUUUCAGAGGUUGAGGUGGUUGAUACACCAAUGCUACCUACCAAAUUCCUCAACCUUAAGCACCUAAGCAUAUGGUUGUUAUCUAGCAACACCUCCCGACUAUAUGACUUCUUGUCUCUGGUUUCUUUCCUUGAUGCGGCUCCUUGCUUGGAGACUUUAGUGUUAUCUGCGCCUCAGUCAGAUAUGAUGCAUGAAUCGGUUUUUGCUGAUUCACAACUGAGAGACAUGCCAGAUCUCUGCCAUGGCAACCUCCAGAGUGUGAAGAUACGUGGUUUCACCUCAGCUAAGUGCUUGGUUGAACUAGCCUGUUAUAUUCUCAAGAGUGCAGUGUCACUUGAGUGUCUAACGUUGGACACCGUUUAUGUCCCUAGGUGUGGUGGCAAGAAUAAAUAUUGUGCUCCGAUUGCUAAUGAUGUUCUUAAGGAAGCCCAUAGAGCCCUCUCGGCUAUCAGGACAUAUAUUGAGAAUAAAGUUCCAUCUACAGUUAAAUUAACUGUUCUGGAGCCUUGCAGCCGGUGCAGUGGCGGUGGAAUAUAGUAUUGUGGUGGAAGAUGGUGGAAUGUACCAUACUACCAUUCUUUGUUUCUUGAUUUUUUUAUGGCUGUGUAUAUGAAUUACGUGAACUUUGGAUGGACCAUGCUUUGUAUAUGAAUUAAUUAUGAAGACUUAUUUAAUC